Papilio polytes (common Mormon) is the source of this 1347-nucleotide messenger RNA. Its product is annotated as pancreatic lipase-related protein 2. The transcript is spliced from 8 exons. Bases 290 to 1270 code for a protein of 326 amino acids. Gene Ontology annotation, molecular function: lipase activity. The record is from RefSeq and is a predicted model, not a curated record. Lineage: Eukaryota; Metazoa; Arthropoda; Insecta; Lepidoptera; Papilionidae. Gene Ontology annotation, biological process: lipid metabolic process.
AAACAUAGCUCUGUAGUAGCUAAUCUAUCAAGUGAACUGCUUCUAUUUGUAUUAAAAUUACGAUACACAAUGUGGAUAUACGGAAGAUAUCAGUGUGUAUGCUAAUAAGAAAAAAAAUCUACUAGCUUUCAAUGUAAUAAAAAAAGUUUUUUUAAUGAGUUUAUCUUCGAUAGUACGGCAUUGUGACUGUGUUCGUUAGGGGAGAACGUGGGGUCGCUCUGUGAUUGUGACAUGAUUUUCCCGUCCCUAAAGAGUUUUCCCCUAGUUUCCUGUGAUUUAAGUUUGCAACAUGAAACCCUCGCCGUGCACGAUAAUGACUUUUUUCAUAGGUAUAGCAGAAAUCUGUUACAUGCCAGCUCCGAUAGGCGAAUGUAUCAACUGUUGUCUGAGAGAUGACGGCAUUGACAUCCAGUACAAGCUAUUCAACAGAGCGCAUCCUACGACGUUCCAUACAGUCCCAUCAAAUAAUUUAACAGAGUUGUCCAGAACUGAUUUCGACAUCUCAAAGCCAACCGUAAUCUACGUAAUGGGCUUCUCAGAGGCUAUCACAGGAGCAAGCACUAUAACUAUAAGAGAUGAAUAUCUAGCGACCAGUGAUUGUAAUUUUAUCUCUGUGGAUUGGUCACGUCUUAUGCCAUUCCCUUGGUACGUUACAGCAGUUAAGAACACUCGAUACAUGGGAGCAAAACUAGCAGACUUUAUACAGUAUCUAGACACAGUAGGCUCGAGGGCAUCGUCAUUACAUGUGGUAGGAUUUUCUUUAGGAGCCGAAGCCGCGGGCUUUGCGGGAAAGAUGUUGAAAUCGAGAGGUCUGCAAAUAGGCAGGAUAACUGGAUUGGACCCUGCUUACCCAGGCUACACCUUCACGAACGCAGAUGGUCAUUUGUCUAAAGGUGACGCCGCCUUCGUGGAUGUCAUUCACACAAAUCCCGGAAUCUUCGGCUUCCUGACUCCGAUCGGGGAUGUCGACUUUUAUCCUAAUUACGGAUCCUGGAUCCAGCCGGGAUGCUGGGUUGAUCAGCUCGUUAAGAAUAUGGAAGUGAAAUAUAUUUAUGGCUGCAGUCACAUUCGAGCGUGGCGGUACUACGCAGAGUCCCUCAGGAACCCGACUGGAUUCCCCGCCACGCUCUGCAAGACUUGGCGAAACCCCACCAGUAACUGUGGCUUCAGUGUAGACGGAUAUAUGGGCAUAGGAGCUCAACCACCGAUCAAAGGGAUAAUGUACUUGGAGACGAAUCAAUAUUCACCGUUUGCAAGGAAUGGGCCAUAAAGCAUUAAGAUAGAUAAACUUGUUUUGUUUUAAAUUAUUGUUGAAUAAUGUUUUAUUGUUUUCAAUGCUGUCUUCUA